UUCUGUAAACUGCAACUCCAGCUUUGGUUUUUGUCAGAAGAAACAAAAGAAACAGCAGAGCCAAAUGUGUGGGUUUCAGCCUUUCAGUUCACAGCACACCCUCCUCUCUUUACUCUGACUCCUCACAAUGCCUUUUCCCUGCAUUUUGGCUAACCUUUCCUUGGGGUGUUCUCAAUCAUGGAUCUCUUCUCUUGACACUUCUCUUCACUGAGGUUGGAGCUAGGUAUUGAUUUGUUCUUCAGUAUCAAUGAAAUUGCAACCAAAACAUGGUUGGCACUCUAUUAUGCCUCUUCGACGCCGAGGCAAUUCUGGUACUCAAUUUUGUAUGUUUCCGAAAGCAAAGUCGGCAGGCUGUAGUCCUGGCAAUGCUCCUGUCUACCUUAAUGUGUAUGACUUAACAAAUGUCAAUGGCUAUGUUUAUUGGGCAGGUCUUGGUAUCUUCCACACUGGGGUUGAAGUUCAAGGUGUAGAGUAUGCCUUUGGAGCUCAUGACUACCCAACUAGUGGAGUAUUUGAGGUUGAACCUCGACAGUGCCCCGGAUUCAAGUUUAGGAAAUCAAUUUUCAUGGGAACAACAUGCUUGGAUCCUGUCCAGCUAAGAGAAUUUGUGGAACACCAAUCUGCAAGUUACAAUGGUGACUCAUAUAACUUGAUUUAUAAGAACUGCAACCAUUUCUGUGAAGAUAUAUGUUACAAGCUGACAGGGAACCAUACACCAAAGUGGGUGAAUCGACUUGCAAGAAUCGGUUCAUUGUGCAACUGCAUUCUUCCUGAGGCUCUUAAAGCGUCUGCAGUGCGCCAUGACCCCAACUUCCGACCUGACAGUGAAAAGAAGAGGCUAAGAAGUGCCUUCAGUUGCUUAUCCUCAAUCUCAAUGCCUCAAAAGGAAGUGUCAAUGUCUUCCCUCUUUUUGCACUCUCAUUAUAAAGGCUGUCUACCGCCAUGGGAGUUAAAGAGAUCAAAAAGCAGCUCAUUGAAACAACAGUGAGUAAGGCUAUUAUUGAAGCACUGGUGUCACUUGAAGGGGCAAAAUCUGUACAAGUUUUUUCUUUUUGAAAGUCAGCAAUGGAGUUUUUCUUAUUAUUUCUUUAAUGACUCUGUUUUACUAACCGCAGCUUGGGAAGUUGAUUGGUUGUUGAUGUUGAUUGA
Molecule: messenger RNA, 1149 nt
Organism: Gossypium raimondii (Peruvian cotton)
Lineage: Eukaryota; Viridiplantae; Streptophyta; Magnoliopsida; Malvales; Malvaceae
Product: deSI-like protein At4g17486
Exons: 4
Coding region: 248-988 (246 amino acids)
Biological process (GO): protein deubiquitination
Molecular function (GO): deubiquitinase activity
Source: RefSeq, a predicted model, not a curated record